This is a messenger RNA of Physella acuta, 1015 nucleotides long. Its product is annotated as tetraspanin-9-like. The record is from RefSeq and is a predicted model, not a curated record. NCBI's taxonomy places the organism in Eukaryota, Metazoa, Mollusca, Gastropoda, Physidae. Gene Ontology annotation, cellular component: membrane.
GUUCACUGUUUACACACUCGAGGUCAUGUGACUGGUUAACUAAAUCUAUUUUUGUGUUUAUAACUUGCUGGCUGUAACUAGAGUUUAGAAAAGAGUUUGUACAGAAUGUGUGAGGGAAAAUCACCGAGAGGCGCACGGCUUGGUCUGCUCAUUUGUAGCACUUUUCUGUUGGUACUUGCCCUAACGUGUAUAGCGGGGGGUGUUGUCCUCAUCAUCGGUAAAACGGCCUACGGUAACGAGCUACAGUUUCUCAGGGAUAACCUCAAGACGUCCUACACGUCCUUGAGCAUCAGCACCCCGAAUGUAAACGACAUUGACAUUAUCUUCAUCACGAUCCCCCUGGGCGCCGUCCUCCUGAUUUUCGGAGCUCUGAUAUCCGGCAUCAGUAUUCUCGGCAUCAUCGCGGGGGCGGGGCAGUUCUACAGGUUCGUCAUCGUUUUCCUUGUCUUCAUCGGCUGCCUCUUCUUCGCUCAGAUCGUCGUCAUCAUCUGCGCGUACAUCGACCGCACGCCUUUCGACAGCACGGUCAAGCUCCUGCUCAAGAACUCGCUCUCAGGAUACACGGGCGACGACGGCAAGGACAGCUUCACCAUCGGCUGGAACGCUGUUAUGUCCUACAAGAAAUGCUGCGGGGUCGACAGCUUCGACGAUUUCUCUGUGGCUACGGGCUGGUCCAAGUCCUUGGGGGGCGUAACUCUCAAGACGCCUGCCAUGUGCUGUAUCACCAAGAGUUCUCCCGCCAAUUGUGCUAACACAGCCAACUACCUGACAGCCACCUACUACAACAGGGGGUGCUACCAGCACAUGUGGGACUACGUCACCUCCAACACGGGCCUCAUCAUCUUCACCGUCUUCUUCAUCGUCCUCCUAGAGUUUCUCUGCAUCUUCUUCGCCGUGUGGAUCAUCUGCAACCGUAGGAGCAAGGGCUUCACCAAAGUCGGCAGCUAUGAGAGGUACAACUAAUGUACAACUAUGAGAGGUACAACUAAUGUAUAGCUGUGAGAGGUACAACUAA